CUAUGUUUGAAGCCAGUGAGCAAGCAAAGGGUGCACAAAGGCAAGGUGAAAUGGAGACACCAGUAGUUUCAGUGCAUCUGCAUCAGCUGAUGAAAGUGAAGUAGAUGAAAUGUCAUCUGGAGAGGAAUAUGUUCCCUGUUCUGCAUCUGAUACUGAAACAGACAGUGAACAGGAACAUUCAGUCAGUAGUCCACUGGAUGAGUCAACAGCAUGUGUCAAAACGACACUGAGUGCAACCAUAUAUGAUCAGUCUGUUUCCAUGGACUGCACAGAAAUUGACAAUACAACAUCAAACACAACACAAAACAUCGCCAGUUGUUCAAAAGCCAGUAUCGCUAAAGCUGGCCAGAACUUCUGCUUCGUUUGUGGAAAAGCACAAUCAAAAAUCACACGACAUUUUAAAGUACAUGCCCAAGAAAACAUGGAAGUAGCUCAGGCACUUAGCUUACCUGUUGGAUCCAAAAAAAGAAAACAACUUUUGGAAAACCUGAGAAACCGAGGCAACUUCAAACACAACAAUAAUGUCCUUAAAAAAGGAGAAGGUACAUUAAAAGUUAAACGACGAGCAGUUAAACGCACAGGUUUAAUACACAACAAUUAUGAGUAUUGUUUGCACUGUAAGGGAAUGUUUGUGCGCCAGGAACUUUGGAGGCACAUGCGACGAUGCAAAUGCAAACCAGCAAAAAAACACGCGGCUACUGAAGGUAGAGAGAGGAUUCUUGGUAUUGCAGGGGUGGCAAAGUCCGCAUUCUCUGGAAAAAUUGAUGACGGGUUAAUGAAAUUAUUGAGUCACAUGAAUGAAGAUGAAAUCGCACGUGUGGUGAGAAAUGAUUUUGGGCUUCUUCAAUUUGCUCAAUCUCAGUAUAAUCGGCAUGGAUUUCAAAAAACGAAGCAUGAGUAUAUACGCCAAAAAGUUCGUGAACUGGGAAGAUUCCUACUAACAUUGCGCAAAAAAUGUCCAUCUGCCACUUUGGAAGAUGCCAUGAAUCCAGCAAAUUUUAUGAGUGUCAUACAAGCAGUUAAAGAAACUGCAGGAUUUCACAAAAGCACACAUUCUUAUCAAUCUCCAAGCCUAGCUUUAAAAAUUGGACACUCCCUCUUAAAAGUUAGUGAAAUUCUCCACUGUCAUGCUCUUAUUGGUGAGGACGCAGAGUUGGCACACAGUGCACAAUCGUUCCAGAAACUGUAUAAAACAAAGUGGUCAGAAUGUAUAUCUCACACAGCAUUAUGCACCAUCAGUGACGCAAAAUACAACAAGCCCACCAAAUUGCCACUCACUCAAGACAUCGAAAAGCUUAACAGUUAUCUACAAAGAAGUGCAGAAUCAGCCUUCCAGGAACUUGGCCAAAAGACAUCGGAGCACAACUAUACAUGUCUCGCGAAGCUAACACUGACCAGGAUAAUCCUUUUUAAUAGAAGACGUGCUGGAGAGGUCUCCAAGAUGCCUCUAAAAAAUUUCCUUCAAAGAGACGAGUCGUAUGCUUUUGAGGAGCUGGGACUUUCAGCAUAUGAGAAGCGAUUGUGCAAAUAUUUCAGAAGAGUUGAGCUGAAAGGAAAGCGAGGACGAAAAGUUGCUGUUCUGCUUACACCGGACAUCACUAAAGCUCUGGAACUGCUUGCUGAGAAGCGGAAAGAAUGUGGUGUUCCACACGAUAAUGAAUUCCUCUUUGCAAUACCAAAGUGCACUAGCUAUUACAGAGGUCAUGACUGUCUUAAAAGAUUUGCUGCUGAGUGUGGAGCAACUCAUCCACAGUACCUGAGAUCCACACAACUGAGGAAACAAGUGGCAACGACUUCCCAAAUUCUGAAUCUAAAAAAUAAUGAAAUGGACCAGCUAGCAGACUUUUUAGGCCACAAUAUUAAUGUGCAUCGUGAAUAUUAUAGAUUACCUGAUGCAACAGUUCAGGUGGCCAAAAUUUCGAAACUGCUUCUAGCCCUUGAACAGGGUAAACUGCCUGAACUAAGAGGAAAAACUCUUGAUGAAAUCAGAGAUUUUACAGAUGAGGAUGACGAUCAGGAUGUUGACAGUGAUGAAGACACCAAUGGAGCCAGACCUCUGGAGCUUAACACAGAGACUAAUGCUCAAAAUGCAGAUCAAGUCAGCAGAACAGCUACUUCAUAUACUGAAGUUAAAGAGCUUGACAAGCAAAAGAAAAAAAAGGACAUGUGA
Messenger RNA from Sinocyclocheilus grahami, 2170 nucleotides. RefSeq lists its product as uncharacterized. Gene Ontology annotation, biological process: DNA integration; DNA recombination. The transcript is spliced from 5 exons. Gene Ontology annotation, molecular function: DNA binding. Bases 110 to 2170 code for a protein of 686 amino acids. The record is from RefSeq and is a predicted model, not a curated record. Lineage: Eukaryota; Metazoa; Chordata; Actinopteri; Cypriniformes; Cyprinidae.